CAAGGGUCUGUUAUAUCUCUGAUCCUGAGUACCUCUCUCACUGUGAUCGACCACAGCAAGCAGAGGCUGUAAAAACAUCACACACACACACACACACACACACACACACACACACACGCACUCCAAAAGGAGGAAAGAGGAAGAAAACAAAAGCUGCUACUCAUGGAAGGUACAAAGGAUUCCAAUGUGAAAAGAUUUUGCUCUCAAAAUAUCCUGGCAAUCCUUGGUUUCUCCUCUAUCACUGCUGUGAUAGCUUUGAUUGCUGUGGGGCUGACCCAGAACAAACCAUUACCUGAAAAUUUUAAGUAUGGAAUUGUGCUGGAUGCAGGCUCUUCUCACACAAGUUUGUAUAUCUACAAGUGGGAUGCUGAAAAGAAGAACAACACAGGGGUGGUGUAUCAAGUAGAAGAAUGUAAAGUAAAAGGUCCUGGAAUCGCAGCAUAUAGUAAUAACAUAGAUGAUCUAGAAACAUACCUGCUUGAAUGCAUGGAAAGGUCCAAGAACGUGAUUCCAAAGUCCUUGCACUCAGAGACCCCUGUUUACCUGGGAGCUACGGCAGGCAUGCGGUUACUCAGAAUGGAAAGUGAACAAUUGGCACACAAAGUCUUGAAUGAAGUUUCGAGUAUCCUUAGCGACUACCCCUUUGACUUCCAGGCUGCCAGGAUCCUCACUGGCCAAGAAGAAGGUGCCUAUGGCUGGAUUACUAUCAACUAUCUUCUGGGGAAAUUCAUUCAGAAAUCGAAAUGGUUUGGCCUAAUCUCACGUGAAAGCAAUAGUGAGAAAACCUUUGGAGCUCUGGACCUUGGGGGAGCUUCGACACAAAUCACUUUCGUGCCUCUAGGCCACACUACUGAGUCCCCAGACAACUUUCUGCAAUUUCGCCUUUAUGGUCAGGACUACAUUGUGUACACACACAGCUUCUUGUGCUAUGGGAAGGAUGAAGCACUCCGACAGAAAUUGGCCAAGGACAUUCAGGUUUCAAGUAAUGGAAUCCUCCAGGAUCCAUGCUUUCACCUUGGUUAUGAGAAGUUUGUGAAUGUAACUGAGCUUUACAAGUCUCCCUGCACCAAGAGAUUUGAAAAGACUCUGCCAUUUGAUCAGUUUCAAAUCAAUGGUACUGGAAACUAUCAACAAUGUGCACAAAGCAUCCUCGAGCUCUUCAAUUCCAGUUACUGCCCUUACUCCCAGUGCGCCUUCAAUGAGGUUUUCAUGCCACCACCUCAAGGGGACUUUGGGGCAUUUUCAGCUUUCUACUUUGUGAUGAAUUUUUUAAACAUGACAUCAAAAGAAGUUUCCUAUCAGGAAAAGAUGAAUGAGAUAAUGGAAGAAUAUUGCUCUAGGACGUGGAAGGAGGUAAGGACAUCUUUUCCUGAAGUGAAUGAGAAGUUCCUGAGUGCAUACUGCUUUUCGGGUACCUACAUCCUCUCCCUCCUUCUACAAGGCUAUCAUUUUACAAACAGUUCCUUGAAGAACAUUCAUUUUAUGGGCAAGAUUGAGGGCAGCAGCGCUGGAUGGACUUUGGGCUACAUGCUGAACCUGACCAACAUGAUUCCAGCUGAGAAGCCAUGGACUACACCUCUCUCCCACUCCACUUAUGUCUUCCUCAUGGUCUUCUUUUCCCUGAUACUGGUUGCCGGGAUCAUUACAGGCUUGGUUAUAUUUAAAAAUCCUUCAUAUUUCUGGAAAGAAAUGGUAUAGCAAAAGCAGCUCAAACCUACUGGCUGGAAUGGGAAAAAUAUUUUCCCAGGGAGUGCUUUCCUCCACACAACUGUGUGCAAGUUCCUCCUUCCCUAACUGCUAGGGCCAGUCUUGACCAGCAUGAAACACCUUUGGCUUUUGCUGAAGAAUUUCCUUGGGAGAUAUUCACCAUCUUCUGGCUCAAGGAUUUCCUGGCUGAUGUGGUCUUUUUCCUUUGUACUCUGUGCUUAUGUAAGUUAUAAAGACUUGGCAUCUUUUGUGAUUUUUGCUUUAUAAAAGAACAAUACUGACUUUGUCAAGAAGAACUGAGAAUUCUGAGUCUUGUGCUGGGAAAUCAAACUAGUUACUAGAAAAAUCUCAGGAACUGGUUCGGUCAUGCUCUUUAAAAAUUCCACUCUCCUGUUUCACAUAUAUUAAGAAAGCCAUAUAAUAUCUUUGAAGAGACCAGAUACGUAUUCCAUUCUAAGCCUGCUCUUUGGGUAAGAGAAUUGUUUUAGAUAGGCAAAUGCAUGCUAAGACCAAAAAGUUUUACAAGGGAAUCUGUGUGCUCAUGAAGUUAAUAUUAUUCUGAAUCUCCUUUAUAUAGGUAGGAAUGAGUUACAUAUUCCUGAGUUAUGCCAAAAUGCCACCAAGUACAACACACAGUCUAGAGAUUUUUAAAAAGAAGAUGGGUUCUGUGGACUUUUAGAUAUUAGGACGUAAUAUGUGGUAGGUAUAUACAUGUUAAAAAGAAAAAUAUAGUUACAACUCAAGUUUGGUAAAAAUUUAUCCUCCAAUGAUUUUGAAGUUUUUAUUAUAUCAUACACAUAACAUAUAAUUCACUGUGUUAACAUUCAGAUGGUACAAUUUAGUACAUUUACAAUGUUCUGCAGAUAUCAUCACUGUUUGGUUCUGCAUUUCGUCACCAAAUAGUUGGCUGGAAAAAAAGAACUGUAUUUGGGCAUGUUUAAACCCCAGACCUUUUUUUUUUUAUUAUUUGUACCAGGGAUCGAACUUACAGCUGCCUGCUUGCAAGUCAGGUGCUUAUGCUGCUGAGCUAAAUCCUCAGCCCCUAAACCCCACACCUUUUCCCUAAUAGUUAAAUGUGCCAACCAACUGCAGCAUAAAGAUGAAACAUCAAGUUUUAAAGCCAUGCCACAUGUUGUUGUCACAAGUUUAAUUUUAGUGAGAGGAUUCUAUGCCUUUUCCAUGUUGUUGUAUAUAUACAUUAAAAUGUGCUGGGAACCAUGUCUGUCACACACACAUGGGUUUUAUUUACUUUUCCCAUACAAUAUUUCAUAGAAGUGGCUAUGGAUCUUAUUAUAGAAACAUGAAGAGAUCCUAUACCUCUUGCCCCUUAAGGAUUAGCAGUUACCUGUUUAGCAGGGUUGGGGGGUGAUAUACUAUUCCCACCUUAACCCAAACUAUUUGUUCAUCUGUGGAUCUGAAGACUGAGUAUUGAGCUGAUAAGAGAGGAAAAGUUAUCUCACAAACUAAAUGCCAAUGUCUCUUUAUCUCUGGAACAAUAGAGGUAUACUUAAUAACAGUCAGGUGAACACAGAAUUAAUGAAGCUGUGGACAAGAACUAUUUUUUUUUCUGCUACUCAGUUUAAUUUGCUGAACCUUGUAAUCAAAGCUGAGAAGCCAAACUGGUAUGUUCAAGCUCUCUUUUUUGGUGGCAAUUGGUUAUAUUAGUAUAGCUGCUAUUAACUGAGCAUAUUGGCAGUAUAUUAAUACUCUGUACUCAAGUGCAUUGUGUUCAUUUCCUCCUUUUAUCCUCAUGACAAUCUGAAAAAUGUAGCUGUUAGCACUCCUGAUGCCUGUGACAGAGCUGAAACUCAAAUUCACAUUUUCUGCCCCAUGUUUACUGUUUUUUGCUUUACUAAACACUUUCCCUCAGAAAGUUUGAAUUGGAAUUGACAAGUUUCCUUCAGAGAGCAUAAAUCCUUUCUCGCUUCUUUAUUUUUGUCGAUUUAAAACACACAAACUCUUUUGGAUAUUUGGGAGCUAACCUCCACUUGUCAAAAACCUCAAAAUAUGGAGAUAAUCAAUAGGCACAACAUAACGUCAGUUCUAUUGGAGGGAAUGUUGAUUUUGAGGCAGAUACAGGAAUCUUCUUGUGGGCAGGCUGGUUGGACUCAAAUAAAAUGGGCCACUAUCAAUUAAUUUUAAUGUUGGUCCUAGUCACUGACUAUAGUUAAUUACUAUUCGUCCCUAAACUUUCACCCAGAACUCAAAACUUGAUUCUGAUAACCUUAUUUAUUUAUGAGGUAGGAAAAUAUUAUUUUUAUGAACUCACAGUGGUUACUGCUGUAGACAAAGUAAUGGGACUACAUAGUUAGACUAUAUGGAUAUUGAUGGAGGGAGAGAGAGGUUUCAACUCAUCCAAUUCUUAAUUAGUGAGAAAUACAAAAUGUGAUAUAAAUAAAAAAAUUAAACCUAUACAUCAUUUUAAUGUUGCUAACACUUGGACUAAUGUUAAGAUUCCUCAAAGAAACAGAUGCUAUACUUCAAACCAAGGAGAGUUUAACAAAGUGACUGAAUGUAAGACAUUCUCAUUUCAACAAGUAUUCAAUAUAAAAGUUAUUGAAUUUUUAAAUAUUAAAAUCUGUACUCUAUAUUAUAUUUACAGAAUAUUUUCAUUAGACUAAUCACAUUCCAAGUGCUAUAGAUGGCUAGUGGCUAACACAUUAAACAGCAUAUGUAUAAAGAUAUAUACUUAAAGCUAAAAAGAAAUGAACAUUUACUGUCUUUCCCUUGGAGAAAGGAGAGUUAACAACUAAAGUUGCAGUAACAUUUGGUACUACAUUACAUAUGAAGUUUUCUGUUAUUCUUAUUUGUGCUUUGUAGCAAUUUUGCUUCAUUUGUAAAGUUUUGCUGCCUUCUUGUGGAGAAACAGAUACUUGUUAUUUGGGCCAAGAUGAUCAAUGAGAGACUUUGGGAAAUUUUUCUGGGAUUCAGAGAUAAUCCUUGAUGCUUGCAUUCCUCAAAAUAUAAAUUUGAAUAUUAAAAAUCAGCCUUUUCAUAGCUCAUGUAAGAGUAAAAUUACUUUUAAAAUACAUUCCCAUUUAUUUUCAGUUUCGUUGGUCUGGUUUCUCUCUGAUCCAAAUUCAAAUAGUAUUUUGUUGGAACAUGAUUGUUGCUUAUAACUAGCUGUAUUCAGUAACUAUAUACUUCUUUUAGUUGGUAUUUUUAUUUUUAUAACAGCUUCAAAGUUUGGGUGGCUUAGCACAAUAAACAGGGAGUAGGCUUGCA
This is a messenger RNA of Cavia porcellus (domestic guinea pig), 4932 nucleotides long. RefSeq names its product ectonucleoside triphosphate diphosphohydrolase 1 (gene Entpd1). The coding region runs from base 163 to 1698 and encodes 511 amino acids. The record is from RefSeq and is a predicted model, not a curated record. The transcript is spliced from 10 exons. Gene Ontology annotation, cellular component: plasma membrane. Gene Ontology annotation, molecular function: hydrolase activity. NCBI's taxonomy places the organism in Eukaryota, Metazoa, Chordata, Mammalia, Rodentia, Caviidae.